AAACCAAUCAGAUUGUCACAUAUCGAGGUGGUCGGUAUGAAUCUGGAGUUACACACAUUGACGAUUCUGUCGUUGUUUUUCAGUUCUAUUUUUGUUUAUUGUGGGAGAGAUUUUUACGCUAUUUUAAAUGUCCCUCGUACUGCAAGCAAAAGUGAAAUUGGAAAAGCCUACAGAUCUCUAGCUAGUAAACUUCAUCCUGAUCAAAACCGCGGUGAUCCAAAAGCUGACCAAAAACUUCAAGACAUUAAUGAAGCUUACGAAGUUCUUAGCAAAGAAGACAAACGCAAACUUUAUGAUCAGUAUGGUGAAGAGGGUUUAAAAAGCCAUGGAGAACAUGACUUUAAUCCGUUUGGUUUUGCUCGAUCUCCGGAAGAGGCACCACGUGGAGGUGAUAUUGUUAUGGACCUUUGGGUUACUCUGGAAGAACUCUAUGUGGGACACUCUAUCGAGGUGACUAGACGUAAACUGAUCAAAAUGCCUGCACCUGGAACUCGCAAGUGCAAUUGUCGUAUGGAGUUACGUACGACAGUCCUAGGCCCCGGUCGUUUUCAGAUGCAUCAAGAACAAGUCUGUAGCGACUGCCCAAACGUCCAGUUUGUACCUGAAGAACGCAAUCUAUAUGUAGAAAUUGAACCAGGGAUGAGUGAUGGGUAUAUUUAUCCGUUUGUUGGUGAAGGAGAACCUCAUUCUGAUGGUGAAUCAGGUGAUUUAAAAUUUCGUAUUAGACAAAAAAAACAUAAUAUAUUUCAUCGACGAGGUGAUGAUCUGUACACAAACGUCACUUUAACUCUGGUUCAAUCCCUAAACGGAUAUCAACUGACUUUUCCACAUCUAGAUGGUCAUCAAGUUGUUAUCUCAAGUGAUUAUGUAACCGCUCCUGGGACAAUUAUUCAUAAACCAAAUGAAGGAAUGCCUCAUUUGAAUAACAACAAACGCCGUGGUUCUCUUUACAUUACAAUCGAUAUUCAAUUUCCUGAAAACUUUAGGGUUCCUGAUGAUAAACGUCAAAUGAUUAGAGAACUUUUUGAUUCAUCCAGCACAAGCAAUGCACCUCCUUCAUCACCUCCACUUGAUCAACCAACAUCAGCACAGGUUUACAAUGGUCUAGAUAGAGGUAGUAAGAAGAUAUCUGUAAAAAGUUAAUCAAAUCGAUUAGCUUUUAGUUGUUUUCCUGUAUUUAGGAAUUUUUCUGUUUAUUUAUACAACCUACUGUGUACAGAUUGUCUUCUUCUAUCUGUUUAUUUGUAAUUUUAUAAUGUUUGAUAAUGUUGCUGGUUAAUUCAUGGACAUGUUUUUGAUUUUCAUAAAAUUUUCCUAACUUUACGAAAAUAUAAGUGCAAAUGAAUUCUGUUUUUUUUGAAGUUGUGGUAAAUAAAAGUCUUGAGUAGACGGAAUUGAUAGUUGAUGUUUUGCUUGGUAUAAUAUGCCAACAUUAUUUAUUGCAACGAGUUAUUUUUUUUCAAUGUAUGUAAAUCAAAAUGACAAUGGAAAAUGAUCUAUUGUAUACUUUCUGAUUUUAUGUUUGUAUUUGUGAUUAAACUACAGAGUGAAUUGUUUUAUAAGAAUUGAAUUACACAUAUUUCAUCAGAAACUGUCUGUGUAUGUAGUUUUUUUUUGUUGAUAAUAAAAAUAGUAGGAGAUCAAUAUGAUAUGGAAUAUUUGUCGUUAUUUACACUUCAUUUCAAUUAAAUACCCUGG
This is a messenger RNA of Schistosoma turkestanicum, 1698 nucleotides long. NCBI's taxonomy places the organism in Eukaryota, Metazoa, Platyhelminthes, Trematoda, Strigeidida, Schistosomatidae. The record is from the annotation of a GenBank genome assembly.